CCGAUAAUUCCGCGUUCCCGACGACCGGGAUGUUUUCUCCGGUUCUCCAUGGAGGCGCGCCCGGCUUUGCCUACUAAGCCAUCCUAGGCGUUCUUCGUCCCCGGUGCGAGCCGCCCCUUGCACGCCCCAACAUCGAUGCGGCAUUGAACGACCGACCGCGUCAUCCCAUCGAGUUCUGUCGUCGAGCAGCGCGGCCGAACUGGGGGGCAAUCCGGGGAAAGGGAGCCGCGGCGCCGCGCACCGGCCGCCUGACACACCGCCGCGGCGCACCAGCAACAUGCUGACCCGAGUCAAGUCGGCCGUGGGCGCCUUUAUGGGUGGAAUCAUGACCGGCGGCGGUUCCGGAGGAGGUGGCAGCCCCGGCUCGGACCUGCCGCUCAAAUUCCCCUAUAUGAGGCCGGAGUUCCUCGGACUCUCCCCGGAUGAGAUUGAGUGCUCUGCGGAUCACAUCGCCCGGCCCAUCCUCAUCCUGAAGGAGACCAGGAGAUUACCGUGGGCCACCGGAUACGCAGAAGUGAUUAAUGCUGGAAAGAGCGCUCUGAACGAGGACCAGGCAUGCUGCGAGGUGGUGGUGGUGAGGAGACGGCCCAUGAGCUACUGCCCCCCCUCGACGCCCAGCAAGACCCCCACGGCCAAGAGACGCAACUCCCUGCCCAACGGCGAAGGCCCGGGACUGUACUUGGAACACAAGCAUGCGGAGGACGAGGGUCUUGUGUUCCACUACUGGGCUUUGUUUGACGGCCAUGCUGGUUCCGGCGCCGCCGUCGUGGCCUCCCGCCUGCUCCAGCACCACAUCGCCUGCCAGCUCCAAUCCGUCAUGGAGAUCCUGCAUAACCUGGCUUCCCUGCCGCCGACCAUCCUGGGCGAGGAGCCCGACGGCAACACGCCGGGUCCUCACCAGCGUUCCCUGACGAGGGCGGCGUCGCUUCGGGGCGCGGCCGGGGCGCCGAGCUCACCUAGCAACACGCCGCCACCCCCGCGGUUCUUCGCCGAGAAGAAGAUCCAGCAUGAGAGCUUGGUGAUCGGAGCCAUGGAGAAUGCCUUCAAAGAGAUGGACGCACAAAUCGAGAGGGAGAAGCAAGGCUACAACAUCACAGGAGGAUGCACGGCUCUCACCGUGGUCUACAUGCUGGGGAAGCUCUACGUCGGCAACGCGGGCGACAGCAGGGCCAUCAUUAUCAGGAACAAUGAGAUCGUUCCAAUGUCGACGGAAUUUACGCCGGAAUCCGAACGACAGAGGCUGCAAUUCCUGGGUUUCAUGCAGCCUCAACUUUUGGGAAACGAGUUCACACACUUGGAGUUCCCGCGGCGGGUCCAGCGGAAGGAGGUCGGGAAGAGGAUGCUCUACCGGGACUUCACCAUGAACGGAUGGGCGUAUAAGACCAUUGAGGACGAAGAUCUCAAAUUUCCGCUCAUAUACGGCGAAGGGAAAAAGGCUCGGGUGUUGGCGACCAUCGGGGUGACGCGCGGCCUCGGCGACCACGACCUUAAAGUUCACGACUCCAACAUCUACAUCAAGCCUUUCCUGUCCUGCCUUCCCGAAGUGAAGGUGUACAACCUCACGCAGUACGAGCACGGCGCUGACGACGUCCUGGUGAUGGGCACGGACGGCCUCUGGGACGUUUUGUCCAAUCAGGAAGUCGCUGAAGCUGUUUCCACCUUCCUUGCCAACUGUGAUCCAGAUGACCUUCACAGGUAUACGAUGGCAGCACAAGAUUUGGUGAUGCGAGCACGCGGCGUGCUCAGGGAUCGAGGCUGGAGGAUCACCAACGAGCGUUUGGGCUCCGGGGACGACAUCUCCGUUUUCAUCAUCCCGCUGAUGUACGGCAAUCGUCAGCCCUGAGUGGCACGCCCCCCCCCCCCCCCCCCCCCCACUUCGAUACAACCCCGAAUCUUUUUUUGCACACGUUUCUGUUGGAGUGACCAGCCAAAAAAAAAAAAAAAUUGUGGUGCAAACAGGAGCUCACAAAAACUGGCUCACCGUUGCCUCUUGAUGACGUAAGCGGCAUUAUAACCCAAGAGACUGCAGCUACACAAUCUGGACGAAAGUUUUGGGACGCAUCAGACAAGUCAGGUGUCCCUAUUGAGUCCAUAUAGUCUAGCUUUUUAGGCGCUCAUAAAAUAAUCGUAAAAUAGAACCUAAGGCUUUUUUUUUUUUCUGACGAAAUGUAGCUUUUGAGAAUCUACAGAUGCUUCCUGGCAUGGAUCCAAAUUGAAAAAACUCAUUCCAUUCAAAUCAACGGCGGUUUUAAGCAUCGACAAUUCCCGGUCGGUCGGACAUCAAACGACUUAAUUGCACUUUAAUUCGUCACUUCAAAAAUGGAAAAAGAUGGGCUCUGUUUUCGUGCAUGCCUCGACUGAAUUUGUAUUCUUGUAACUUGUCGUACGGCUAAAUUGAGUGUCAUUUAGUUUUAGUUGUGCUGACGGCGUUCAUUUUGAAAUAGUUGGGGGGUUCUUAAAGGAGGAAUGGCGGCAUGAUGCUGGAAAUGAUGUGCAGAGGGAAGAACGUGGAAUUUUUUGGGUGUCAUUUUUUUUUCCUCAUAUACGUUCCACGAGAAAUGUAGAAUUUCUUAUUAUGCAUUUUGUGGUCAUCAAAAAGAUGUCUUGAAAGUUUUGGAUCCUUUGACGUGAUUGAAUGUUCACCCUCGCUCGACUUGUCAUUCAGCCUUCAUUUCUGUCCAUUAGACGAAUGUACAUUUUUUUUCUCGCCCUAUUGUGCCACCCAACUUCUGCACAUCAACUCAGGUUCAAUGUUGGGUCGAUAGAGAGCGUGUCCAUCCUCGAGGUUGGCGUCUUGUAUGUAAAUUGGGUUUGCAAAGUUGCUGUACUUGUAAAAAUGAAAUAGCUGUGCUAAUUUUUUUUUUUUUUUUCGGGAUUCUACUUCUUAGCAAAAACAGCCACGGGUGGGAAUUAAAGUGGCCUCGUGACUUUCCUGCUUUGUGAAUGUCGACUGUACCUUUUGUAUAAGGUUCCUCCGGAAGUCCAAAAAAACAAAAAAACAUUUUAAUGUUUACUUAAUUGUGCAACACUGUUGCAGAAGGUGGGACGAAUAAAUAAUUAUUAAAUGUG
Messenger RNA from Syngnathus typhle (broad-nosed pipefish), 3069 nucleotides. Its product is annotated as protein phosphatase 1H-like. The coding region runs from base 278 to 1843 and encodes 521 amino acids. The transcript is spliced from 10 exons. The record is from RefSeq and is a predicted model, not a curated record. Gene Ontology annotation, molecular function: protein serine/threonine phosphatase activity. Lineage: Eukaryota; Metazoa; Chordata; Actinopteri; Syngnathiformes; Syngnathidae. Gene Ontology annotation, biological process: protein dephosphorylation.